Papaver somniferum (opium poppy) is the source of this 840-nucleotide messenger RNA. RefSeq lists its product as uncharacterized. The transcript has a single exon. Lineage: Eukaryota; Viridiplantae; Streptophyta; Magnoliopsida; Ranunculales; Papaveraceae. The record is from RefSeq and is a predicted model, not a curated record. The coding region runs from base 1 to 840 and encodes 279 amino acids.
AUGGUAUGGGUUCAAUUUCCUGGUCUCAGUCUGGAAUACUGGGAUGAAGCUACACUAUUUACUAUCAGUAGAGCUAUUAGAACACCUAUUAAGGUUGAUGAUGCUACACUUCAAUAUCAAAGUGGUUAUUAUGCUAAAGUAUUGAUUGAGAUUGAUCUUACAAAAACAAUUCCUAACAAACUUUGGAUCAUUACUAAAUUUGGUGCUUUCUCUCAAAGGGUGAUACUUACAAAACUCCCAAAAUUUUGUACCAAAUGCAAGAUAGUUGGACAUUUAACAUCUGAACGUAAAGAAACUCAGCAAAAAGGAAGCUCUGUUUUAAUGGAGAGGGAAAUCUUGAUUGAGCAUAAUCAUACUUCUCAAAAAUUACAAGCUAUCCAGCAAACCAAUCAAGGUACUUCUCCAAGUAACUCUGGUAAGCCUCCCACUCAAAACAAUGUGGAAUUGGAUAAGCCUUUUAAAGAUAAUAAUGUUGAGCAUAUAACUGAAGUGAAUACUAUCAGUCCAGUUUUAGAAAGUAUUAAUCAGUCUCCUGGUAUUAACAUUACAAUUAAUCCUUUUGAAGUAUUACAAGAAAAUGAAAAUGAUUUGUCUGACUCUGAAGAUGGUGAAAUCAAAGAAGUUAGUGCUUCAAAUGUUCUUGAAUUUGGUACUAUUCCUCAACAAAUUACUAUUAUUCCAAAAAGUGCUCAAUCAUCUGAUGAAGUAAGUUCUAGUAAGACUGCAAAGAAAAAGCCCCCUUUAAAACCAGCAGUUACUACUAGAAAAGCUAGUAAGGAGUCUCUUAAACAUAUGAUUGAUAAGGGGAAUAUCUCUCCUCAACCUCCUCCUUUUAAAUGA